UCCUGCUGCUUUACUCCCCCUCCUCCUGCCUCAGGCCUCACAGCCCUUCCCUCUCAUACCCCUCCUCUCUCUCAUCCUCUACCUGCAUGUAGUGACAAAACUAUUCUUUAUAUGGUCCAGUAGUCACUGGCUCUGUGCUGGCAUAUCUAUCUAUAUCUAGCAAUGUCUUCUGGACUGUCCCACCAGUCAGAUUCCACCCUUGCUUCUCCCACCAUCAAAAAGAAAGGUAUAAAGAAGAGGCUGGUUAAACUUUUCUCCAAGAGUGAAGGGAACCUGAAGGAAAAAUUUCAUACAGCCAAUGAUGGAGACAGUUCCUUCACAGAAGAUGCUUCAAUGUCUACAGUGGAAGAAGUACAUUUGGUCAAAAAAGGCAGAAGCAGCUGGAGUGAGAAGAGGGGGAAAAAGGAACGGAGUGGUGCAGAAAUCGAAAGGCAGGGAUGGGGCCAUAGUCUCCCACACCUCAGAUACCACAGAACUGAAGAUUCCAUGUUGAGAAGAACCAACAGAGCAUCAAAGACCCGAUCACUUAGUUCCUCCGAGAUGAAUUUGCCAGCCUCAGGCUUUCUGCAGCGGUUUGGAAGUCUGACCUGGCGCAAGAAGAAGUCCAGUGUCUUAGGUGGCAGUGGUUUGCUUUCCCCUGAGUCCACCCCUGUGGACACUCACUGUUCCCUGAGUCAGCUAGACAGACCUGUGGAUAGUGUGAGCGAUCUGAAGGAUGAUGCUUUAUUUGCUGACCCAACAUUGGAAAGUUCCGAUUUUUCUCCCAAGGACAAUCGGAGCAUGACAGGAAAUGUAGAAAUGUCAACAUCUUUUGAUUGUCCUGCUGAUGGGACUGUCAGUUAUUGCUCCAACGAAGUGGAUACUGGGGAUACAAAUGCUCAGCUGCAGUCCUUUAUUGCUUCAAAUGAAAAGGAGGAGGAAGAGAAUGAGGAGGCAAUCCUCCCAUAUUGGGCACAGAGUAUACUCAAGGAGUAUAUGCCAUAUUAUCAUAAGUCACAGCCAUCACCAGUUUCGAAAGAACACAAAGAAUGUGAGGAAGAAAAAUGCAGCACAAGUCUUCACAGUGAAUUGACUUACAACACUUUACAAGUUAGAAUGAACCAAGAGCAGGCCAAUUCGGCCCCUCCAUCCCCCCGUCAGAAAGAAAUAUCCCCAGAGCAAAAUCAGUACUCCCAAAAACAUCCCAAAUGCCUUUACCAAAAUGAAGAGCAAGAUACCCCUCAACUAAACCCACUGUAUCCAGGUGUCCAAGUAGACUUAUUGGUGCAGAAUGUGACUGCAGCCUCCACUGUAUCUUCAACAGUAUCUCCAAAGCUCCAUGGCAAGGAUCAGUUUACAACCCAGGCAACUCCGGGUACACACAAAGUCCGUUAUGAAAUCAUCAUAAUCAUGAAAAAAGAAGGACAUAUGGAUGAAACAGAUGUGUCUGAGUUGGGAGAGGCCAUAUUAAUAGGGGAGGAACUUGCAGGACCAGAUCUUAACCCGUCACCUUCAUUGGAAUGCCAGGCAUGUGGCCAUGAUAGGGCGGAUACUGCAGCACUGACAGCUCAAGCACACACAGAGCAGCCUAAGAAAUAUACAAACCUGGAGGAGGAAAAGAUCUCUAAGCAGAAGAGGGGAGGAGAUACCGGCGUGAGGGCACAUCUGGACAGGGAUAUCAGUUUGGCAGGGGAUGAAGAACAGCAUCUUCUGGUCUGUAAGCAGACACCUGAAUGUCAUACAUCCCAGCCUUCCAAAAUGGAACAGAAGUGCAGUCUCGAUAAUGAAUGUAGCCCCAGCCCAGGGAGGGCUCAGCCUUCCAGAAUGGUACUAAGUAAUAAUGAAGUAUCAAGAGUACCAACCAAUAGGGAUAGAGAAUCCUUUCCAGCUCAUGUCAGAACAGAGUUUACGGGCUUAACACUACCAAAAUCUUAUGUGGGACAUGUUAUGGAUAUGAGGAAAGUGUUUGAGAGUAACAGCACAAAAGAAGAUUUUGUCCACAAUUUGGAAACUGUGAAAUCAAAUUCACACAGUUCCGUAAGGGAAAACAAAUAUACUGUAACUCAACAUGAGUUCAGUGAACUUCACAAACCAAUAUACUCUCAAGUUUUCAAUCCCCCUAAACCAUCGUUAAAGAAAAAAAGGCUUAAUGACUUAUUAUCUGAUUUGGCCAGGAAAGAUUCUGUCAAUGCAGCACAGGCUUGGGACAGCCCUGAGGAAAUUAACAGUAGAUCGGUUUCAGAAAAAGAAAUGAUCCAUUUACGUGACAGGGAUGUAAAACUUAAAGGGAUCAAACAUAAACAUACAAUAUUACCGCUCAAAGAUCUCCAUGUUCACCACAGGACACCUACGCCUCCACCAGAUAAGUCAAGUACUAUGUCAAUUUUUCUCACAUCACCAAAAGGUUGGAAAAAGGAGAACCUUAGGUGUCAGUCACCGAGACCACUUCAUGCCCAGACAGAUGUAAAUAAUAUGGAUGCUGCUAAACCUGUAUUAACCAAGAGCCCAGAUAAAUUUACCUUCACAUCUGAUAAAGAUGGCUACAAAAACUAUGUUACAGAUUCAUUUUCAGCAAAAACAGCAGAAGAAGCUAGUGGAGAAAUGCAUAAAGAUUCAGAAAUAAAUAAUAAUGUCCUAAUCACAAAUCCACAUAUAACUAGCAAAGCACAAUUUGAGAAUCCUUACACACUUUCUGAAAGACAGCUAAAAGACGCAGGUAGUAGUGAAGAAGUCAUACUAAGACAAGAAAGCCCUGUGCAGGACCUUGAAAUAAUAUCUUGGGAGCAGACAGAGUCUCUUAAGUCUACUGAUUACCAAAGUGUUCCUGCAAAGAGCAAUUCAAUUAUUAUAGGAGUAUCAGAUGACUGCUAUGAGCAAAGUAAUAUCUCUGACACAGUGAAAAGUCAUAUAACAGAAAAUGAUAAAGAAGUGGAUAACCUUGUGGCAUCAGACCAUAUACUUAAUAUGCAGAACGUACCAUCAGAUCAGCCAGUAAUUUUAAAUUAUACUAAUACAUUAGUAACUGCAAAUGUAUACAAGAGUGCAGAACAAAAUGCAAGCCAGAAUUGUCCUAUUGCUGUAUCAGCCACAGAACCAGCUACAAUCAGAAAUGAUCUUAAUCCUCUGGAAGAAACAAAAACUGAGGCAGCAGACUUUGUUGACAAUUUUGGAAAUUCUGAAACAACAUCAUUUACAUGGGAUAUUCCAGCAUAUAGUAGUCAUUGGCCUACAUCCAUAGUACUAGAGAACAUUAACAUUGAUAAUAUGAAUGAUAAAGGGUGGCACAAAGCUAAAGCUCAGAUGGUUUAUACAUCGACAGAAGAUGAAUCAGAGCAAAAAGCACAAAACAAGCCAAUUUCAGAAGUCUGGACCGAAGCUGGAAAUGUAAUCAUUUCUCAUCCAGAAGGAACAGAAUACAAAACUGCAAAUGUGACUGAACAGGAUGGAGAACUAAUAUUUUUUAUUUCAACAGAAGAUAGCCAAGCUUACCACUCAGGAGAAAAGAGAAAAGAAACCAAGGAUGGGACAGCUGCUGAUGGAAUUGGGUUGGUUCUUAGGUCUACAACUCAGCAACCAGCAGGCAAUGAAGGUACAAUGCAGGAGCAUAUGAUAACAAGUUAUGACUCAGGAAUCAAAGAAAGAACUGAACAGGCAUCUGUGGAUCAGUAUGUAGUUCUAAUUGAGGACAAAACCAGAGAUUCAAAUGCCAGCCAAAAUGUAGAUGGGAGUUCAUCUGUAGUCGCAAAUGGCAAACCAGUUUAUAAAAUUUUGACAGAUGAAUAUGACAGAGAAAAAGUGACAUGUUUAACUCAAGAUGCACUAGCAUUUGCUUUAAAAGAAGCAUCUCCAAAACAAGCUUCAAUUCAACAAAGUGAAGAGUUAAUCUGCAUGCAUAGUGAUAGUAAAAUAGAUAUCACUUCAGCAAAUGAAGACACAGCAGAAAGUGACAGUGACAUCAGCGAUGUAGAUAAAACUCUCCAUGCAUAUGGCCCCAGGGAGAGAGAUUUGAAAAAAACGAAUAUGGCAAAUGACAAUAUUAAUAUCAUUGAUAUUGCGCCUUCAUUGAAGGAGCAAGCAGGUGAUCUAUUAGCUGUAGACCAGGACAGUGAUGUUUUCUACGUACAUACAAAGGAGGCAUUUGUGGAACAGGAUAAUGACCAGACAAAUGCAGAUUUUCUACAGAAACGCAAAGAAUUAGUAGACCAGACUGAAGAUGGAAUAGAUACUGUAACAUGUUUAACUCAAGAUACACUAGUGUUUACCCCAUCAAACGAAGAAUAUCUACAGCAAGCUAAAAGUCAACCAAGUAAAGAACUUAUCCACAUUUAUACUAAUAGUGAAAUAGAUAUUAUGUCAGAAAAAGAAGAUCGAGCAGACAGCAACAUUGAUGUGAAUGAUGAUGAUAAAACACACCAAGCUGGGGAACUGUUUUUUCACAUACAUUCAAAGGAGAUAAUAGUGGAACAUGCAUAUGACCAAGGGGGGAAAUAUUUGGAAGAAUUGGAUGUGACAAAUGACAAAAUACAUAAUAUUGAUAUUACGCCUUCAGUGGAGAACCAAGUAGAAAAUAUGAGCGGCCCAUUAGCUAUAGACCAGGAAGGUGAUGUGUUAGUUUACAUAUCCACAAAGGAGGCUCCAGGGGAACAGGCUAAUCACCAGGCAAUUACAGAUAGGUUACAGAAACUUGAACAGCUGGUAAACCAGGCAGACAAUGCAACAGAUUCUGUGAACUUAAAGAAGGAAUCAGAUGAACAUAUCAUUAACUGGGAAGGUGAUGGUAAAAAAGACCAGAUGUUUGAUUUCAUAUCUUCAGUGGAUGUAUCAGAAGAACAUGCCUUUAUUCAGUCUAAAGAAUAUUUGAUGCAGAAGCCUAGAGAUAUGAUAGACCCAUCUGAAAAUGUGAUAGAUGAGGACUUAGAGGAGAACCCAGAAGAAAAUGAUAGCGGCUUAGAAGAUGAAGACACUGUGGAGCAUGUUGUGGACAUGCAAAAUUACAGAUUGGGUAUGGGGAAAUCAGUAGAAGAUACUAAUGAAAAAACAAGUAGGGAUACACCUGUAGCUCAUGAAGACCAUUUUUCAAGUCUCACUGAUAUUUUAUCUUCAAAGAUGGUCCAAGCUGAGCAAGUAAUCAACUUUACUGAUAAAGAUAUAAAAGACCAAUCAAACCAUUCUCAAAAUGUUAUCUUUUCUGCAUUCUUUAAUAAAGCAUCUGUAGAACACAACAUAUAUGAACCAGCUGGCACAGAUCAAGGAGAAACUUUAAUAAAUCAGUCUAAUGAUAGAACCAGUAUUGUGCCUACCGAGGAUCAACAAACAGAAAUCACUGGUGAGCAAGUAAAUUUUAUAACUAUAAAACCUGAGGUGGAACACCACAAUGAAAACUACUUACCAACAAUUGAAAAUGACAUGCAAGAUGCUGGAUGUGCUGAGGAAUGUGACAAUGUUACCAACAAUAGAAACUUGUUGACACAAGAAGUACAAAAAGUUGAAAAUGAAAACCCUAGUUCAUUUAUUGGUAUCCUGUCUCAUCCUGGACAGAUCUUUUCAGAGAUAAGUUCAAAAUUGUAUGAUGAGAGUGAGCAGGAGGCAGAUGCCCAAACUACAGGUCACAGAGCUAUAGAGAACAAAAUGUCUUCUGACGUCCAUGGACAUAAGAAUGACAGAUUAGUAAUACCUUCAAUGCCAGAAGUGCUCACAAACUUACCAGAACAAUCAGUUCAUGUUGUGAAAGACUCUCAGGUUAACAGCACGGUGCAUGUCAAGAAUGACAUUACAACAGAGUAUACAGAGGAUCAGUACAAUUUGCAGAUUGAGGAGGAGUCUUCUAAAGAUAUGGAGAUGUGGAUUAACACACUUCGACACCUAGAGAUGCCUGAAUUUAUGAAAUAUCAGAGAGUACCAAGACAGCCACGACAUUCUGCAUUAUCUAUGUAUGCCACUCUUCCCCCCAUCAAAGAGGAUGUGUGUUCCCCAAAUAGUGAUCACAUUGAUAGCAAUAGUCCCCCACAAGUCAAAAAUGAUGAUCUGGAGAUAAGUCCAGAAACAAAAGCAAUACCGAAUUUGGAGCAGUGUGAAAAAAAGUACUCCUGGGAGAAGGACUUGGACAAGCCACUACAAAUCUCCUCCCCACUUGAAAUGAUGAAGAAACAUUCUGAAGAAGAAGCUGAAAGGACUGCAUCUUAUAAGUCCUUGAUUACCCAAAACCUCAGUCAACGGCAAGGAUCGAUCAUUGGAUCUCUGUUGUUGUCUGACAGGCAAGAGAGAAAAAAUGAACAGAUACAGGAAAAAUCAUUUUCUAGGCUGAAAAGUAGUUUACUUUUAAGCAGUUAUGUUAAACCUAAAAAAGAGCCUUUAAGUGUUAAUAGAGAAGAGGUAGAAACCAUGUCAGACUUGGUGCAUACCGAAGCUAGAAGCAACCAGUUGUCUAAUGUGGCUGUUUUUAGAACAACAAAAAGUCCAAACCAUCCAGUCACUGGAACCCAUAGCUCUCCAAAACAUGAGGAUACUGUGGAUUCUGUGCCCCCUCUGGUAUCCAGAGAACUCCCAUGCAAGUCAAACAUAAGGACUGUAUCUCAUUUUAAACCUUCCACUGAUAUCUGGCAACAUACCAAGAAAGAACAUGGCAAAGUGAACCCCAGACCAGGGAAGGUUCAACUGUUUUCAGAAUCAGGGUUCAGUGGGAAGUACUAUGAAAUUUAUGGAAAUGUGAGUGACACAAGUGAAUGGGAACUUCAGGAAACCAUAUCGAUACGGGUUAUCCGAGGGGGAUGGAUCCUGUAUGAAGAGCCAAGGUUCCAUGGUAGGCGUGUUAUGCUUUUAGAAGGUGAUGCCGAACUAAAGUGUCCAUGGCUAGGGCAGACUGACUCAAACCUAGAGCCUCAAUUAACAUCAGCAUUUUGGGUUGGAUCCCUGCGCCUUGUUGUUAGGGAUUUUCGGGUCCCCAGAAUUAGUCUGUUUUUGAAGCCAAAUGGGGAAGGAGAGAAAGUACAAAUUGAAGGAGCUGCACCUGAUAUGAGUGAAUAUGGUGGGGCAAUCAAAACAGAAUCCAUCAUUGUGCACUGUGGCAUGUGGCUUGUAUUUAGCAAGCCAUUAUUUCAAGGUGACCCCUACAUUCUGGAACCUGGUGGUUAUCCCAACAGGACAUCCUGGGGGGCAGAGGAUCCUCAAGUAUGCUCCCUUGAAUCUGCACGUAUUGGAGGCCCCACUGUGGAAAAACCUAAUGAGCCCAAACUCCUCCUGUUUCAGAACACUGGAUUUGAAGGUACAUGUUUGGAGGUGACUAGAGACAUGCAUUCUAUUCAGGGGGAGCCAAACCUUCGGGGUGAACAACUAUAUUCUUUGGGAUCUUUGAAGGCCUCGGGGGGCUGUUGGGUGGGGUAUGAGAAAGAAGGAUUUCGAGGUCACCAGUACCUGCUGGAAGAAGGUGAAUAUAAUGAUUUCUCUGACUGGGGUGGCUGCACAGAGGAGCUGGGAUCUGUCAGACUUAUUCGAACGGAUUUUUCUCAACCUGAGAUUGUGCUCUAUGAGUUGCCUGGAUGUUUAGAGGGUCCAUGUUUGCGCCUUAGUGAAUCCUUGGCUGAUUUAGAAGAGGCUCAGUAUGGAACAAGCACGGGGUCCAUUCAUGUUCUAAGUGGAGUGUGGGUGGCAUACGAGAAUGUGGAUUUCUCAGGGGAGCAGUAUAUUUUAGAGAAAGGGAUCUAUCACAACUACCAGGAUUGGGGAGCUGAGAGCGGCAAGAUCUCUUCUGUGCAACCAGUGAUACAGGUUGGGGGAAACAGUCUCCAUUUUGUAUCCAAGAUCCACUUGUUCUCGGAGCCAAACUUCUAUGGUGAUUGUUUAACUUGCAGUGAAGACCACAUGGAGCUCCCAGAAUACUUUUCACCUCAGUCUUGCAGGGUGGAGUGUGGAAGCUGGAGCCUGUAUGAGGGCGAGAAUUGCAGUGGAGAACAGUACAUUCUGUCAGAAGGAGAAUACCCAACUCGCACUGCCAUGGGGUGUCUGACACCUUGCCCUCUACGAUCUUUCAAGAUGGUGCCUCUGUACUUUUCUAUUCCUUCUAUAUCGCUCCAUGGUUUAGAGAGAUUUGAGGGAAAGGAACUGGAUUUUACGGAAGAAGUUCGGAGCCUUCAGGGAGAAGGGUACAACAACCAUGUGAUGUCAGUGAGCGUAAAGAGUGGCAUAUGGGUUGUUUAUGAACACAGUGAUUUUAGGGGUAGACAGUGGUUAUUGGAACGUAAGCAGAUUCCUAACUGGCUGCUUUACAGCGGGCUCCAGAGAAUUGGAUCACUUUGCCCCAUCCGACAGAGGACUGUGUAUUUCCGUCUUCGUAAUCGCAAUCUGGGCCUAUUUCUCUGUAUUGCUGAGCUGACAGAAGAUAUGAAGGCAGCCCGGGUACUUGUGACUGAGCCAGAAGAUGGGAGGUGUUUGCUGUGGUACUACGAGGAGGGACGUCUUAAAAACCAGAUGGCUCCUCAUAUGAGUUUGCAAGUGAUUGGCCAAUCAUGCUCUGGAACCAAGGUGGUGUUAUGGUCUGAGAGUCGAAAGCCAAUUCAGACCUGGAUCCUAGAAGAUUCUGGUUGCAUAACAAGUUGCAUCUUUGAAGGAAUGUGCCUUGAUGUAAAAGGAGGCCAAUGUUAUGACUCGGACCAUGUGGUAAUAUGGGAGACUGCAGAAGACAGACCAACCCAGCAAUGGGACCUGGAAGUGUUCUAACAAAGCAAAGUGGACCCAAAGCAAAGAGGAUUGUGAAAAUGUUAGCAAGGGUAUACGCAGCAUAAUUCCUAAACGUUUACUUCAAAAAAUGGCAGCUGGACCAGAAACAUCUAAACAUAGCACAAAAAGGCACAUUUUCCUGUCCUCUUAUGUGCGCUGGUUUAGAAGGCAGGAAACCCAAAACUAACGGUUUUGUAGUAUUAAAGAAUACUUUUCCCUUAAUAUUUAAGCUACAAACCCACCAGAAAACCUUAACCUAGUUACACUAACCUUAACUUCAUCUAGUUUCUGUAAAGCGCAAUCACCCUCUUAUCCUCAAUAGGAAAUAUAUACCCUCUGAUGUGUUAAUUAAAUGUAAUAUUUCAGCUGUAAUUUUUAUUAUCAUCAUUAAUCAUCUGCCAGAAACUAGCAUUAUAAUUUUAUAUAGUAUUGUUCUAUAUAAAACUAUAACUAUAAAGCUAUAAUAGUAUAUUUUGACCACUGCUUCUAUUUGCAGAAAAAAUGACCUGGAUAAUGCAAACACAGGCAGGCAGGUCUUUGGUUAAGAAACUACUCAAUUGAAUGUUUUAAAGCAGUUCUCUCCAACUUAUAAUAUGUAGUGGGGUGAUUAUUUCUCAUAAAUCAUGGCCAAGAGUCAGAUUGUAUUAAAAUAAUGUUGUACAAUGAAGUCUGACACCCUUGAGCAGAGUGGGGGGGGGACAUAAAAACUCUUUGGAGGGCCACAUCUGACCUGCCGGCCUCCAGUUGGACAGCCUUGUUUUAGAGGGACUGCCUGUCACUAUUCUGUGUGUACGUGUGUCAGCCAUGGUGCUUUCUAUGUAAUGGUAUGGUUUACCUUACAGUUAACCUUUAGUAUGUUAUACCAAUGUAUUUAGUUGGUCUUUAUUUUUUAUGGUUUUUGAAUUAUUUGCUUUUUCUCUGACUCUUUCCAGUUUUCAAAAGGGUUUCAAAAGCUAUUGCUUUUCAAGGCUACAAUUUCACUGUUAUUGUUACUUUUUAUUACUUAUCUUUCUAUUUAGACCCACUCCUAUUCAUAUUCCAGUUUCUCAUUGAACCACUGCCUGGUUGCUAGGGAAUUUGGACCCUGGCAACCAUAUUGUUGCUAAAAUUCCAAACUGGGGAGUUGCUGAAUUUAAAGCUAAGCAAUUCGAAAACACCAAACAAUUAAAAAUAAAGACUAUAUACAAAUUGUUGCAGAAUGGUGCGCUCUACACCCUCUUCAACAUACUAAAAGUUUAUGUAAAGGUGAACAACUCCUUUAAUAACAUCAGGAAUGAUAAUAAGAGGGCAGGGGUGGUUUUAUCUGCUAUUGCCACCCAAUGGAAAACAGCAGCAGACAAAAUUCCCCAUGUGCCUCUAGCCUUGCAACAAAUCUUAAAAAGACAUUAUAAUUCUGCCUUAAUCCAUAUGUAAGAAAUGUGAAGACGCCGUGCAGCACAGGUGGACAUCACCCUGUAUAUAGUGUUAACUAGCAUAAUGAUGUUUUAAGUAAAGAUACACUUUUAUUUAUAUUUGAAAUGUAAAUUUUUAUACAGAUUUUACUUUCUCCUUUUUAAGUUCACAAACUCUGGGUGGUUUUGUACAUUCUGUAUUUGGAACAUUAAAAAUGACAUUAUUUAAAAUG
This is a messenger RNA of Xenopus tropicalis (tropical clawed frog), 10315 nucleotides long. RefSeq names its product crystallin beta-gamma domain containing 2 (gene crybg2). The coding region runs from base 163 to 8691 and encodes 2842 amino acids. The record is from RefSeq and is a predicted model, not a curated record. NCBI's taxonomy places the organism in Eukaryota, Metazoa, Chordata, Amphibia, Anura, Pipidae. The transcript is spliced from 22 exons. Gene Ontology annotation, molecular function: carbohydrate binding.